UCUCAAUUCUGUGUUACUCUCGCACACAUCCUGGAAUUGAGGCGGUGUCCAUUCGCUGAGUCUUAGUUGGCUCCUGGUGCUCAACAUGCGCUCACUAGCCUUGAAGCGCGGCUUUGUACCACAUGUGGGAAUACUAGAUGCCAAUCAGGAAGGCAUUGUCUCAAAAGUUUCAUUCUCAAAUCGAUAUAUAUAAUGAUCAUCUCCGUCUUCUUUUUCUUUCGAUUUCUCACCAGAUUCACCGAAGUUCAAUCCCCUCCCCCCAACCCAAACUCACCUUCACCGCUAUCAGAAUGCACAUCUCAUUCCCGCCAACGCUGGCUCUCCUCAGCCUCAGCCUUACCCUCUUCACAACGCAAAUAUCCGCCCGCAGUGUACCAGCAAACAUCCAGGCGUUGGUUACCAAUGUGAAGAAGGCGGGGAGUUGUAAGAGUGUUUUGAAGACGGGGUUUUAUGCGAAGGAUGAUCCGCCGAAUACUUUCUCGUACUGUGGCGAUCAUCUUUCCGAAGGUGUUAUUUACCUCCAGGGAAAGAAUGGUGCGUUGGCGGAUAUGGAUAUCGACUGCGACGGUAUCCAAGACGGUCCCGCCGAUGAUGGGCGCUGUGGUAACUCAGGAGACACUCAGGCUCACACCUCGUUCGAAAACACCGUAAAGUCGUACAACAAGGGCGUCUCUGGUCUUGAUGCUUUUAUCCACCCUUACGUCGUCUUUGGAAAUGUUGGGACUGAUCCAGGGUUUGUGAAUUAUGAUCCUAGGAAGAACGGGGUGCGGGAACUGAGUUUGAUGGCCGUUGUUUGUGGUGGGAAGAUGGUGAGUUGCCCUUCUUGCUCUCUCUCCUUCCUCUGGAACGCUCAAUCCAGACCUUCAUAUCAGUGCAUUCCUUCAACUAGUAUAUAUGAAUCUCCCGUUAACACUUCAACCCAGUUCUACGGCGUCUGGGGCGACGAAAACGGCGACGACGGCCCCCGCGCAGUCAUCGGCGAAGCUUCCAUCUCUAUGGCCACACUCUGCUUCGGCACCUCCGUGAACGGUAACAACGGACACGACGAAACAGACGUCCUCUACCUCGCAUUCACAGGCGCAGAUGCUGUUCCAGGCGCCAAUGGAGCGAAAUGGAAUGCUAAGAGCGCUGUGGAGUUCGAAGCUAGUCUUGCUACGCUGGGUGAUAAGCUUGUGAAGAGGAUUGCUGGCGGGGCGACGCCACCCCCAGGGACGACGUUGACGACUACGGCGAAACCUCCGACGGCUACGUGUGCGGCUUGUACUUGGACAGGGCAUUGCGCUGGAGCCAGUUGCGCAACCGCAGAUGACUGUGAUGGCGAUUUGGUGUGUACAGGUGGGACAUGCGGAGGAUGUACGUGGGCUGGGCACUGCCUGUGCGCGAGUUGCUCGACUGGUGAUGAUUGCGCGGAUGACCUUGUCUGUAAAGGGGGAAAGUGCUCGAAGCCGUGAGGAAUUUGCGCUUGGAUACACGGGAGGUCGAACACUGGCUCAGUCAGACCGUGGCCUCAUGAAGCAAAAAGAAGUUCGACUCGGCUAUCACAACGAACGAUGCCAGUCUUUACAAUCUCGCUCCAAAUCAAUUGACAUGCCUCAGCUGUCAACCCCAUGUCGUCCAGUUUGUCCAAUGAUUAUAUUUACCUUAUAUCGUGCACCCGGCGUACCUGAUAGCGCACCUAAGACGCUCCCGUGAGGAAGAUGACGCUUAAGUAUUCCCGAUAUGGCCUAGCGCACGGACCAGGCCGCCUUAAGCGAAUCUUGGCGAGUCUACUAAGCAGAGACUCACCUUCGAACCUCUUUAUUCGACGUGUAUCUUCUUCAAAUUACAAAGUAUUACUAAUCAACUCAUCCUUUGUCAUGAUACCAUAGCAAGAUCUUCUCAGAAAUGAUCUGUCCAGGCCUGCGAAAUAUUCGACCCUGUCAAGUUCUAAUGCCAUGAACAUAACAGCCGCAAAAGUCAUGAUUCGAAUAUCCAUUUUCCGGACCAGUUUCUGCUCCUCAGCCCAUGUCCACCUCUCGUCAGGAUCAAACCGAUGAGUGUUCUCACAUAAACCUGGGGGUCUCUAUUCCUUCAGAGUAUCCGCAUCGUUGAAGACAGAUGGUUGAGUCGCGACUGCGUCGGUAAUAUACGCAACCGCCAGUUUCCGGAACCUGAAUCUUUUUCUUGCUCCUGUAAUAGCUAAGUCCCAGUCUUGAUUUCUGUCUUUACACAGCAGCUUUGUUGUUGCACGACCAUCAUCUUCGCACACAACUUUAAAGUCUGGGAGGACGUUGACCAUGUAUCCCAGACUCGGCAUCCUUGAAGUCGGAGUCUUGCACGGCGUCGGAGGUUCAAGUACUCGAAGACGUCACAGGUACGACGUACUGGCGUCGGGUUUCAAUGAAGCGGCGCAUUUUUAACUCUUUACUUCAUACCAUACCAGAUGAGCGGAGUGUACGCUCUUGUGGAUAGUGAGAUCCAAGCAUUUCAGUGUGCAGCUUUACUCGUGAUUAGUCCGGGUACCAGAGUCAUUUAGACUCAGAUACCUUCUACUAAUACUGUUCUGUUAUGAUAGGUCGUAGGUGCAGUAGUACAAAGAUGUAGCCGUCAACAUUUAGCAAAUAAUAGAAGCUUGCAACUUUGCUGAGAUUCCUUGCGUACUUGCG
Cadophora gregata is the source of this 2645-nucleotide messenger RNA. RefSeq lists its product as uncharacterized. The record is from RefSeq and is a predicted model, not a curated record. The transcript has 5 exons. Gene Ontology annotation, molecular function: chitosanase activity. Lineage: Eukaryota; Fungi; Ascomycota; Leotiomycetes; Helotiales; Ploettnerulaceae. Bases 138 to 1451 code for a protein of 437 amino acids.